CAGAUAAGCGCAGGUUGUGCUUUCAUGCUCUUUGUUUCCCAACAAAAUUUCUUAAAUUUAAUCACCGCCACAAAUAAUGUCUAGGGAAGCUGUCGAGGUGCUUAUUUGCAACUUCUGAUCCUGCCAUUCACGGCAUUCACCCCACGACUCGUGUCAACAGUCUGUGUCUCCCACGUCGAUCACCCGGUCCUGUGAAUCAAUCACCCCCCUCGGUUUUCUACGUCACCUACCACCUCUUCUCUCCACAAGUCUUGACCACUUUCUCACCUUGACCUUCGAAGAAAUAAUCUACCAUCGACCAACUGCCCACCAUGGAUGACGCGAUCGGCCAUUUCAUGGCGUUCACUGGCGCCGGCGCUGAUGUUGCGAGACGAUAUUUAGGCUUGACGGAGAACAACCAUGAACAGGCCAUCCAACUCUUCUUCGACUCUCCUGAGCUUGCAUCAGGCUUGGACCAACAACCUGAACCAUCUGCGCCAACUGUACCUACCUCUACUCGACCGCAAACUGGUUCUGCAAGUGCUGGGCAGGGGACUUCGAAAGAAGCUAUUGAAAUCGGCUCGGAUGAUGAUGAGAAUAUGGAUCUUGAUGACGAUGACAAUGACGAGGAGGCUGCUGAACGGGUAGCGGCUACAGCUGCAGCUCACGCCGCUGAUUUGGAAGACGACGAGGCUAUUGCGAGGAGAAUGCAGGAAGAGCUCUAUGCUGGUGGCGAUGCCAGCGGCGGCUACGAUGCCGAUGGGGUGAGAGCACCUAUAGGACGGAGAACGGAAACUUUGGUGGGAGGACCUGAGGGAGACUGGGAUACUGAGGACAUGCACGCAGCAGUUUUGCAACAAAUGAGAGGUAGACAAAACAGACAGCCCCCGGCCGGCCUCUUCAACCAAAGACCUGUACCUUCAAUCUGGGAUGAAUCUGUUGAUGCAUCGUCACGUCGUCAAGGUCUUGCCGAAGCAACUGGUGGAGCUUCCGAAGCAUCGUCCAAAGCCGCCCGUCUCGCUGAAUUGUUCAGACCACCAUUCGAGCUGAUGCACCAAGUACCGUGGGACGUUGCUCGAGACAAGGGCAAGGAAGAAAAUAAGUGGAUAUUGGUCAACGUACAAGAUUCGUCCAUAUUCGAUUGCCAGCAACUUAAUCGGGACAUUUGGAAGCAUGAGGGCAUCAAGGAGCUGGUUAAGGAAAACUUUAUCUUCAUUCAGUACAUGAAGGAUGACCCGCGAGGCAAUCAGUACGCCCAAUACUAUUUUCCAUCCAAAGACAGCCAAGCUGCAUAUCCUCACAUUGCUAUCGUCGACCCGAGAACUGGAGAACAGGUCAAAGUAUGGUCUGGACCACCGGUUCCACAAGCUGGCGAGUUCCUCAUGCAGCUAGUUGAGUUUCUCGAUCGGUACAGCCUUGACGUCAAAAAGAAGAACCCUGUUGCUAAGCGGAAGCCUGAGAAAGCAAAGUCGAUUGACGUUGACCGACUUACAGAAGAGGAGAUGCUGGAUUUGGCCUUACAGAACAGCCUUCAGAACAACGGAACUGCUGCCGGCCCCAAGGAAGACGACCCUGAUGAUCUGACGAAGAGUUUUGGGGAUGUCAGCAAAGGAAAAGGAAAGGAGGUUGAGGGGAGGUCUGCGAACACCGAGCCCGAAAAUGGCGAGGCUAGCAAUGGUGCAGGAGCUUCUGCUUUCUCACAGAUCUUACCAAACAACCCUCACACCGAGCCUGAGAUGGGACCUCAAGUCACUCGCAUUCAAUUCCGACAUUCCAAUGGGCGUGUUGUACGCAGAUUCAGAGUCGGUGAUACCGUACGUCGGAUUUACGAAUGGCUUAAGGCUGAUCCAUUGGAAGGGAAGGAGGGAGUUGCGUUCGACCUGAAAGGUAUGGGCAAGGAUCUGAUUGAGCACCUUGAUGAGACGAUCGAGGAUGCUGGGCUCAAGAACGGAACGGUAAUGGUGGAGUUCGUUGAGGACUAGACUCCCCGUACUUCGUAACAUCUCGGCAUUAUCAGCGGCUGCUAUAUCCGCACAGUUGUCCAUCCGCUCGAGGAAGGUCUUUGGCAUGGGUUACUGAGGUUCAGAGGUACAUGGCAGGCGUUUUCACACUUUCUCCCGGUCUCAUUGCUUGCAUCUAGAGGGACUCUGGGCCAAUGACAAAUUGGGCAUAGAAUGAAUUCAUGAACAAUCCCAACC
Molecule: messenger RNA, 2177 nt
Organism: Hyaloscypha bicolor E
Lineage: Eukaryota; Fungi; Ascomycota; Leotiomycetes; Helotiales; Hyaloscyphaceae
Exons: 2
Coding region: 312-1961 (549 amino acids)
Biological process (GO): proteasome-mediated ubiquitin-dependent protein catabolic process
Cellular component (GO): nucleus
Molecular function (GO): ubiquitin binding
Source: RefSeq, a predicted model, not a curated record